AUGGAGAACGCCAAGUUAACCCGGGAGUUCAUGAGGAGAUACAAUAACCAUGAUCUACCAGGUGCCCGUGCAAUGCUGACCGACGACUACUUUACUGUCUUUCGGGAUCACGAAAUGACAUGGGACGACCUGAAGAGCGAAACACAAAAGAUCUCUGAUGCCUUUCCCGACUACAAGUUUCUCUUUGAACGACUCGAGGCACGCAGCGAUGGCGUUGUCAUCCUGCAUAACUUUGUCCCUUCCGGGACGCACACUGGGACACCCUAUGGUUUUGGACCCUGUCCCGAGAUUCCACCCACUGGAGUCCACGUGCAAAAUGAUCCCGAGGAGGUAAUACACUUUUACUUUCGCAAUGGAAAGAUAUGUCAAAAUGCCGUCUACACCGAUGGAGAGUUUGUGGGACCUGUAGGCAUUUAUACUCAGAUUGGUGGAUUCCCGUUUGCAUAG
This is a messenger RNA of Seminavis robusta, 447 nucleotides long. Lineage: Eukaryota; Bacillariophyta; Bacillariophyceae; Naviculales; Naviculaceae. The record is from the annotation of a GenBank genome assembly.